CGUUUUUAAACCGUAACUUACCGGUGUAAAAACGGUACAUUAACGCUGAUCGUAAACGGCGUGUUUUUUAUACCAUUUUUAUACCGUUAACGGGCCGUUUUUAUGAUGACCGUUAAUGGGCCGUUUACACGCCGUUAACGGACCGUUCUGUUUGGCCUGAGCAGCUGUUGCUGAUGUCGUUCAGAAAAACGAUAACUCAAUUACAGUAGCUGCUGAGAAAAUCGUUGAUGUUAUGUUUGACUCCCUCUUAAAACAUUUAUGCGAUCAGAUUGAAUUGUUAGAAAGCCGUACUAUUAAACUCGGACAAAAAACACUUGAUUUGGAGCGGUACAAUCGAUCAUUUAACUUGCGAUUUUAUGGGUUUGAAGAGAGAGGAACAAAUGAUAACAUCGAGAAACGUGUGUCCGAAUUUCUAACAAAAAAUCUUGAAAUUAAAAUUCAUCAUCCAGUUAUUGAAAAUUGUCAUCGGGCUGGUGUUAAACGUGUUGGUAAACCCCGUCCUAUCAUCGUUCGUUUCCAUUCGCGCCCUUUUCGUCAAUUGAUUUUGACAUCGUUAACUAAAUUGAAAGGACAAAAAUUAGGGAUAACCGUGCUUGAAGAUUUAACAAAACAAAUGUUAAACUUGUAUUACAAAACGCGUGAUGGUCUUGAUGAUACUGAAAAACAUAAAGUAGUCACACGACAAGGUCGAGUUUAUAUUAGAAAUGCUGAUAAAUCUUUAACAUUGGUUAAAGAUCAUUAA
Messenger RNA from Didymodactylos carnosus, 742 nucleotides. Lineage: Eukaryota; Metazoa; Rotifera; Eurotatoria; Philodinida; Philodinidae. The record is from the annotation of a GenBank genome assembly.